AUGGCAGCGGCCGCCGCUACCCAGAUCCUUCUGUGCCUCCCGCUUCUGCUCCUGCUGUCCCUCUGCUACCGGGAUGGGCGAGCCGACCCUCACUCUCUUUGCUAUGACAUCACCAUCAUCCCUAAGUUCAGACCUGGAUCAUGGUUGUGUGCGGUUCAAGGCCAGGUGGAUAAAAUGAUUGUUCUUCGCUAUGACUGUGGCAACAAGACAGUCACACUCGUCAGUUCCGUGGGUAAUCAACUAAAUGUCACAAAGGCCUGGAAAGCACAGAACCCAGUACUGAGACAGGUGAUGGACAUACUUGCAGAGCAACUGUGUGACAUUCAGCUGGAGAAUUUCACAUGCAAGAAAUCCCUCACCCUGCAGGUCAGGAUAUGUUGUGAGCAGAAAGCCGAAGAACACAGCAGUGGAUGUGGGCAGUUCAGUUUCGAUGGACAGAUCUUCCUCCUCUUUGACUCAGAAAACGGAACGCAGACAACGGUUCAUCCUGGAGCCAGAAAGAUGAAAGAAAAGUGCGAGAAUCACAAGAAUGUGACCAAGUCCUUCCAUUGCAUCUCAAUAACACCCUGCACGGGUAGGCCUGACGAGUCCUUGAAGGGCACAGACAGCCCCCUGGAGCCAAGUGCAAGAGCACCACCCACUAUGUCCUCAGGCACAACCCAACUCAGGGCCACGGCCACCACCCUUAUCCUUUGCUGCCUCCUCAUCAUCAUCCCCUGGUUCAACCUAGCUGGCAUCUGAGGAGAGUCCUUUAGAGUGACAGGUUAAAGAUGAUACCAAAAAGCCCCUGUGAGCACGGUCUCGAUGAAACUCACCCUUCUGGUUGGCCACCUGCCC
This is a messenger RNA of Nomascus leucogenys (northern white-cheeked gibbon), 837 nucleotides long. Its product is annotated as UL16-binding protein 2-like. Gene Ontology annotation, biological process: positive regulation of T cell mediated cytotoxicity; antigen processing and presentation of endogenous peptide antigen via MHC class Ib; immune response. Gene Ontology annotation, cellular component: external side of plasma membrane. The record is from RefSeq and is a predicted model, not a curated record. Lineage: Eukaryota; Metazoa; Chordata; Mammalia; Primates; Hylobatidae.